This is a messenger RNA of Haemorhous mexicanus (house finch), 9550 nucleotides long. RefSeq names its product small integral membrane protein 38 (gene SMIM38). The record is from RefSeq and is a predicted model, not a curated record. NCBI's taxonomy places the organism in Eukaryota, Metazoa, Chordata, Aves, Passeriformes, Fringillidae. Bases 8045 to 8176 code for a protein of 43 amino acids. The transcript is spliced from 5 exons.
GAAAUUGUGCAGGACUCAUCUGCAGAGCUUCCCAGUCACAGACCAGUGUUUCAUGGGAGCAACAAACAGUGGAGGUCAGGAGUCUUCCUUUCAGAUUAGGAGAAAAGGGUCUUGGGAAAGGAACAAUCCCGGGAAACGUCAUUGGGUGGCAGCAGAGUAUUUACCACUUGCCAUGGCAUCCCAGCAAAAUAAAGCCAGAAAGAACUGCAGUUCUGCAUGUUUGUGAUAGAGGCCUGUGGCCAGGAGUGUGGGUCCGGUGUCCAGUUCCCAUAGGAGAUAUUGAAGAUGGCAAAGGGGUUGCACUUCAUUUUCAGCUCCAGGGAUUUUAUCCUUCUCUUGGACAUCACUGGAAUACAGAGGUACAGAGUGCUGAAAAAUGGCCUGAAGCCUACCAGCAACGUGUGUAACUUUACCUUGCCUGGUGCAUGUGCAGGAUUUAAUGGUGUUUGUUUAAAGUGACUCCGUAAAAAGUUGUGGCAAAGACUGAGAGCACAGAGGAAAAAGGUCACACUCAGAAAGUAGACAGUUAAUUAAAAUCCAGGCUGCUGCAUUGCAGCACCACAUUGUGGGUGUUUGUACAGAGGGAUAGCUCAAGAGGUGUGUGUGUUAAAAUUUAUCACUGUUUUUGGUGACUUGUGAGAAGUCAGUCUUGAGAGCUGGGGUGAUUGAUUAGGUUUGAAGAGAAAGUCCUUGUAUACUUAUGGUGGUUCUCAGAAUUACAACAUGGCUUGUUUAUCUAGGGAGCCAACGGAAGACCUUGGGCUUCUUAUCUUCCCACAGAUAAACACUGGUAAAGGGUCUUGAGUUGUAAUAAAUGCAGAUGAUUUAAUUAAAUAUAAUCUAACUACUCACUGAGUACCUCUGAGUACAUCUCAUUAAGUACCUCUGUCAAAACACCUGAUUUAGGGGAAAAAAUAUAAAGGGACAGGAAAAAUUCCAUCAGUAACAAGCAAAUGUAGCCAUAAAGUGCAACUCAUACAGUAAAGUCCAAGCAAGCAAACUCAGUGAAAUAUUCUUGUGUGUGCAGUUCAUAGUCCACUCAGAUAUUUUCCAGACUAUCAUCUGCAUCAGAAAUUUGCUGGACAAAUAACUCUGAUUCUCUCCGGUAGCUUCUUGGUAUGCCUGAGGUGGAAUUCCAAAAGAGGAAUAGCUGGCAAGUUGUGUUUUGUUUUUACCUUCACCAAAGCCUGUUUGAAUUACAGGGAUCAUAGUGCAUCUCUGUUUGUUGGAACCUGCACUCAUUUAUUUUAAGAAAGUUAAUUUCUUGGGGAUCAAAAAAAACCCACAUGGGGAGGAGCUAUCCUGUUGUGGGAAAGUUCUUAUCUGCUUCAUUGCAGUAAUUGAAAAUGGCUUUUUAAAUAGUGUAAAGAAAUUAACUUAUGAAUAAGACCCAAAUUUCUUGGGGGGGGGGGAAAAAAAAAAAGCAAAUAUGAGAAAUAUUUUACAAUAUCUUUGUCCAGCUUUUUGCCCCUGGAGGAGGAAGUGAGAUAUUGAGAAAGCAGCACAUGUGACAGAUGCUGCUCAAGAUGCUCAACACAUUACUUAAAGAUGCUCUGUGACCAUCAUGUUGUGAGUACUGAAAGAAUGUGACUGUGAUGGAACAGUCCACAUUUACUGUAACCACAUCUGUAGCCUCACCACUCUCACAUGAUGGCCAACAAAUUCCUGCCAGUUUCUGGAGGAAUUCCUAAACACAUCUGGGCAGUGCAAAGCAGCACUGGCUUGGGGAGCCCUAUGGUUACCUCCAAGUGAGCUGGCGUGUCUGUAGCAGUUUGCCACACAGGGACAGCAGCCUCGGUGCCAGAAACAGUAAAGCUCUGUUACUGCCAUACAUAGUUAAUUAGCUCGGGUGUCACAGCAAACAAACACGGCUAUAUUGCUCCUGGUUCUGCAGCAAAGUUAAUUGAGACUGGCUUGGGGAUCUUUGCCCCAAUGUGUGGUGCAGACAUACCCAGGAAUGCACUGCUAUUCUUGACUGAAUACUGUAUUUUCACAUAAAUGUGGCAGGAAUAUAAUUGCAGGGUGGAAAGAGAGGGCCAGUAUACAUUCACUUCACUUUAGAAACCAAAUUAAACCUUUGACUUAACUCACUUCUAUACCAGCUCCCUGCAGGCAUUUGUACUGGCUUCGUUAGAGCCAACCUAGAGGCCAUGGAAAAGGUCUUACAAAAGACUAGCCAGGAAGCCAGUCACAGACCCAGAUCCUGCUGCUACAGAACACAAUCUGUCUCUUGGCACCUCAGGCUUGCAGCUGCCAGGCACUCUCCUUAUGUGGUCACUGGUGUUGGCUCGGAGGCUGGGGCAGAUAGAUGAGGAGGGCUGAAGGGGAAGCACAUUCAUCACUGCCAGCAGCGAGUGGGGGCAGUGCCAAGUCACUAUGUAACCAGGCCCAUGUGCCAAUUUGCUCAGUAAUUGGAUUGCUAUUUGAAAAAUUAAAGUGGUGUCUAGAAAAUUCUAACCUCUGCAUUUAUGAAGUAUGAAGUUUGCGACUGAGAGGCUGAACAGGAAGAGUGGCGGGGAUCAAGCAGAGGUGUUUAAGGAGAGCAAAUGUAGGAAGUAAUUUGAUGACUUUCCAAAGUAUUACAACAGCUUCAGAAGCAGCCUGUCUGUACCAGAGAGACAAAGAGCAAGACACAGUGCGGUGGAAAGCUGUGACGUUAUGGACAAGCCGUAACCCAUUGCUGACUAUGGAAAAUCAGUGAGGACUUGUCAGCUGAAAGCGAUUUUUGUAAAGACAACAUCGUUGGAAGGCAAGGCUUGAUACACUUCUGUAACUGAUUUUUCCUUAAGAUGAAAAAAGUUCUUAAAGGGGAUUAUUUUAUAUUUUCAGGGUUUUCUCAGAGCCUGUGAAUUGUUGGUUCUGUCUACUGUAUACCUUGCUCUCAAUUAUGUUUGGGGAACAAAUACCAUUAAUCAUAAAUGAUACUGAAUUUUCCAGCUACAGGGAGAAUUUGUGAUUCAGAAAUAUACCUCUGCCAUGAAUUAUUUGUGCUCUCAUUGCACUCAAAUUCAGACUUUGCUUUGACUCCAGCAGAAGCACAAUUACAUCCAAAAAUAUAGUUACACAAGUAGUCCUUCAGGCAUUUCAGUAUUCUUUUUAGUUGAGCUCACUGGCCACCCUUAUUUAGUUGAAAACCUUGAGCAUAUGGGGAUGAUGGAUUAUAAAUUGUUCCUAAGAUAAUAUUUGUUGUUUAAAGUAUAGUCCAGUUGCUAGUAGGUGUAUAAAAGUGGUACCUGUGUUCUUCAUCACUGUUAAGUGGAAACUCAAGCUGGAAACUCUGUAUUUAAAAUAAUAAAAAAGUAAAAAUCUAUGGACUCAUACUGAAGAAGACCUAUUUGGAACCUCUGUGAAAUGUCUGAUUAUUUCUCAUCCACUCAGGCCUGGUACAAUGAGGUUAACGCAUGUCAAAGCAAAGGCUAAGGAAACUUUGAGUCACAUUUCUGCCCCUAGAUGGAGUAUUCUGCACACUGGGUUGGUUUUUUUUUUUAUAUAUAUUGGGAGAAUGGAGCUGUGUUAGAAGACUUGAAAUGCCUCUUGUUCUGAAUUCCCUUUACAGUGUAUCAAGUGCUGCCUGUUGGGACUAGAUUAACUGGGUCCCAGAGACCAUUUAGAAGUGAAAAAUCAAAAUAAGGUUUAUUGUAUAAUUGAUUGAACACUAUAAAGGCCACUGCACUUUCUUAGCAUCUCUUAUUUGUUGGUGAUAGAUAUGUGUGUUAAAAUGCAAGAAGCCUCUGCUUUACAAAGUGUCACUAAUUACUAUGAAACAUCUGAUAUUUGCAGCUUGCAGUGCUGGAUGUUUAUGUGAUUUUCAUGGUAUUGCCUUCUAUGAGUAUGCUGUGAAUGCCAUGGUAACCUUAGCUGCUUGUAAAACAUUUUAAUAGUGACCACUGUAAUAUAGUGGUUGUGUGCAAACAGCACGCACCACUGCUUCGGAGGUGUUUGGAACACUUUGUUUUGGUCAGAAUUGGAGUAAAAUGUUGCCAGACUUCAAGAACUGAAUCCUAAACUUGCCAAACAGGGAGCUAAAAGUAAGGUCUCCUGUUCUCCAGCUCCAGUCUUUGAUCAUCUCUGAAGUUUCUUUGAUACAUUUCUGCCCAGCACUCACAUGCUUAGUGAACCAUGGCUCCAGAAAGCUCAGAGUUGCUUGGGGAAAGCACUUGGCUGCAGGCACUGAUUUUGAAGGGGGUGGGUGUAAGAUUAGAAGCCAUCUUUUGAAAAACCUCGCUUGUUUUGUGUGUGAGUGAGAAUUCAUCUGCAGGCUCCAAGCUCAGGUAUGUUCUCAUUUGGGUUUCUGGUUUACCCACUCUUAACAGGAGGGACCAGCUGUAAAGUUUGUCCCUGGGAGCUGAAUUCCUGCAGAAUCCAGGAUUUUCAUUUGGACCUUUUUAGAUAUGAUGUAAAUGCCAGCAGCUUCCUAACAACUGUUCUUGAAGCUCAGAGAAGAAUUUAGAGUAGACCCUUGUUAGUUAGGGAAUUGCACAAGAUAUCCCUUCUCAGAAGGGAAAGAGAAGGCCCAACAAAACCUAAACCAUCUGACUGGAGUCCUGAGAAAUGCUUUCCAGUUUUCAAAGAAAGAAAGGGUCUUAAUUCAGAUUUGCCAGAAUUGUCUAAUUAGUCCCUUUAAUGCUAUGCACCUUAUAGUCUGUGCCACCGGAUUCGUCCUAUAAAUGAGAUGAUGGGCUAAUUCAUCUUGGCAGCAGUAAACAGACCUUGUGAUUGUCCUCCUUACAAACACCGGCCUGAUUUUAGGAAAACGCUUUGACCAAGCCUGUGUCCCUGCUCCCUCCCCCGCGAUGCCCCCUCUUUUUCUGAGUGCUGCCUGUGCUUCUUGCCCUCCUUCUUCCCCAGCACCCCAGCCCAGCUCGUCUCACACACAGUGACAUACCUCACACAUUUGCCACUGCUAACAACAACCUGUCAACUCUUUCUUUCACCGUGCUAGGCGCCUUUUGUUUCUGCAGCCCAGCAAGCCUUGCAGCUGUUGUCCAAGGCCUGCUACGACAGCCUGUGAUCAGUCAGCUGCAAAAUCCUCCCUGAACAACUCGGUAUUCACAGCUCUAAUCGGGCCAGCGGACUGUUUCCUCCUCUCUCGCAGUAAAUCUUUAUCACUUGCGCUCUGCUCGUCAGUUCAUGGCGCCAGCUCUUUGGGCUGGCUGCUCGAUCCCUUUCCCAUAAUCUGCUAGGCUGUGUGCUCUGAAUGCUAACUCCAGCCUUGUUUAGACUUGGGGCUGCUUCAGUGCUGCAAUCCACAUGUUGGGAAGGUCUGAGUUCCAGCUCCCCCCACCUCUCAGUUUUUAAUGUGCAUUAGGUUUGUAUCACUCCAAAGGUGAAGCUAUCGAAGGCUCCCUCCCUCUUUGCCCUCCCUCAGCCUGUUUCAUACUUUGUCCAUAUAAGUUAGUUGUGUGAUUAUCUUUCUGUUUCCUCCCAGCAGACUGUCGUGCUUCUGUUUAAGAGCUGUCUUUGGGGAGGAGAUGAGGGUGAGCUGCCCAGCCUGGGGAGGCUGCUGAUUGCAAGGGAAAGCCUGGGGGAACUGGCACAAACCUUAAUUUGAUCGCAUGCCCAGGGCUAUUAACCCUCCUCCUAAUGGUCCCCCCACAGAGGAAUCGGAAACAGGCUUUCCCCCAUCCUGUUCCUUACUUGAUGCCAUCACAGUCUUUUAAAAGAUUUACAUCAAAGAUGUUGAAUUGUGAAGCAGAUUUCUAGGGAAAAAAAGAGGAUCAGCAUUUGCUUCCUUAGUAUCCUCAGCUGAGCUGAGGAAAGUCCUUGGAGAGUUAGGGUGGAGGUUUCUGUCAACGUGGAGUUCCUAAGGAUUUAUUCUGGUGGAGCUGAAAACACAACUUUAUCUGUGCCUGUUGCCUCUUUACAGGAUACAGCGUGUAAACUACUUCUGCCUCCUUUGGGAAAACAUUGUGGGUUUUAUUUCCCUGUAUUUGGGCCUGGGAUUGUAGAUGAUAGUCUAGUUAAACCUCAGGUAAACAUCACAUUUUGUAAGGAGACUCAGCUAGCUCUUAGGUAAAGCUUGCUGGAGACCAUUUCUGAAAAAUAUUAAUUAUUUGGGAGGGUUAUCAGUUUAUAAGGAACCUGGGAAACUUUUGUCUGAGCACUUGCAUGAGGGACAAAAACUGAUGGGUUUUUAUCUUCUCUCUGAAACUGAGUCCAUCUUUGGCACUGGAAAACCCAUUUAUCUUUCUUCAUCAGUUUUCCCCACCUUCUUUGUUUUAGCUGUUCCAGGUGUGUGCAUAUGCAUGUGUAAGCAGGAGUGAAAAUUAACCAAAUACAGGAAGUCCUUCAAGAAAACAACAUGAACUGGCUUUAAAAAUGUUUCUCUUAGCUUUAUGAGGCAGCUGUAAAUUAGAUGCCCCUUGGAAAAUCUGUGUUCAUUUCUAUUCAGCCUUUCCAUGCCUCAGUUUCUCAUCAGUACACUAUUUGCUUGGUUAAAGAGAAGCCUGUGGUUAUGGGAUUCUUACAGUUUUGACAUUGGUGGUCAGUUUGAGUCUGUAGAGAGGUGCCAUCCUUGUAGGGCUCUGUUGGCUCCCACUGGUGCUUCCAGAUGGGACAUGUUUUGUCUCUGUGUAAACAAACAGACCUGUAAACACCCUUUAGGCUUUAUUUGGGUAAAAGACUCAGAUUUUGCUGGUAUUUGCUAUCAGUGUGUGUUAUUUGGUGGAACUGAAUGUGUGUGAACAGGAUCUGAAUAUUGCCUCUAUUUUUGUAGGCUGUCUCCAGGGGCAGCAGUAGAAAUCUUCACUAGCAUGGAGUGUCCUACAAAUAAGCUGAUUGUACCAGUUCAUAGAAUGGAAUCAUAAAGUAGUUUGCAAGGGACUUUUAAAGCCAUUUUUUCUGUUGAAUAGGAAGCUACUGGACAUAUUUAUUUUGUGAUAUGAUUAACUUCUAUUUUGUGACACAAUGGCGCUCCACCAUGCUUGGGGAGAGUGGGAUGGGCAAUCCACUUGCUGUCCCUUGCACAAAAAGCAGUGGAUUUCGAAUUUUUCCGAAAGAAGUUGAUAUCCUUUAACGUCCUUGUAUAUCCUAAUUUUUUAUUUAUUUGUUUACUUUUCAGAAAACCCAUUGGUAGCUAGAAUUUACAUGUUGCCUGAUAAGGUGGAAGGAAAUAUUUUGGCUUAAACUACAACGUAAGAUUCUGGGAGUCUGAAUUGAAAGUGAAUGGAACAAGGAGAGAAGAUUUUCUCAAAAUUAUUAUUAUUUUUUUUUUUAAUGAAAGCAACUCAAAACACAAAAUGCAAACAGUGUUUUGAGUCUCUUCAUGCAGAAGUAAGCAAGGAUGUGCACAGCUUGUCUCAGCUUUCCAUAGUCGGUUGCCACUGUCCUCAUGUCCUGGUUCUCCUCAUCUGCUGAUGUUUGUGCCCUGAAGUGAGGGGUUAUUUUGAAGGCUGCAGCUGGUGCUCACCUGGAGCUUUGUAGCAUAGGGGAAGACUCACAGGAGGCAAAUAUUCCUAAUGGGGGAAUAUGUUGCUGUUUUGAGAGGGGGAAAAAAAAACCUCCUCCAGUGUUGUUUCCUGCAAAGACCAUUCUUAAGAGCUCGUUGGACAGCUCAGGACUCUUGAAGUGAUAGCUAAUUGGUGAAAGAAAGGCCCUGAUUGUCUUGACCGAGCUGGAAAGUGCUGCGUGUGCUGCUGAAAGGGACUAGGGAGAAGGUGCCUGGUUUCGCUGAGCAGCUGCUGCUGGAGAUGUUUGGAGAUUACAUCAGCAUUGGAAAAGAGGGGCCAAAAAAAAAGUCCAACUUUACAGAGACGGAGUUUAUGGAGGUUUUUUCCCCCCUUCCAAAGGUCUUCUGACAAUACUGUCAUUGUCAAUAUAAGAGUUGUUAAUUCUUUAUGAAUAGCACAUGGGGCCUCUUGACUAAAUAGUACGUUACAUGUCCCAAAUCUGUCAGCUGGACUCUUCUCUCACAUGCUAGUGAGAUCACUUUGAUUGGAAUGUCAGAGGACUUGCUGGGCUGGCCGUGCAGAACUGAAUACUGCAUUAUAUAAUUAGAUCUCCCAGAGUAUUUAUUUUCACAUUACCUCUUUAUUCUAGCUUAAAUAUGGAAUCAUUCCUUUUGAUGACUUUACUGGUUGUAAUUAUAUUAAUACGAUUCAUUUUGUGGUCCUGUCUUAGUGCUUAUAUAGAUUAUAAACUGUCCCAAAGGUUUCCUGGCACAAAAAAAGAGGACUAAGAGACUUCAAAAGGCUCGUUCAGCUCUGAAUUGACAAUGGGGAGAGCUGGGUAAGGUAAAUGGAGCUAGAGCAGCUUUUACCUUGGGAUCUGAUGAGAGAGAAAUGACCUGCUGAGACUGCAGCUGAGUGAAGAUCCUUCAGAAAGCCUUAUGCUGACAGAGGGGAAGGAAUGUCAACUGAUUGAGUCAAAUGACUUCCUAUCCAACUUGGGCAUGAAUUUGCUGUUGGGAACAGACUUGUGGACUUCUGCCAAUUAAAUGAUGUGGACAAGCUGGAAGGAACCCUCUUGCUGGGCAGUCCAAGAGUGCUCAGUGUCCACAUGCCAUGCUGUGGGCUGGCAGGAGUGGAUUUUUACCUGGCUGGCUGAUUUGUUACCAAAUUCCUCAUGGCUCUUCCCAGCCAGUCAGCUCGGAAACUGACUGAAUGAUUUUAGCCAACCACACCCUGCCAAAUAUUCACAUUUCUUAGCAAGUGAUGUAUAUGAGUACCAGUACAAGGUGGAUACCACUGGAAUAACCUGCUCCAUGGAAGAAGAUCUGUGUCUCAGAGAUGGUCUGAUGGACUCUGGCUGCUCUUCAGCACCAGCAAUGGGUGGGGUGACGACAUGAGUGAGUUUUGAUACCAAAGCCCUGCAAGUGACCUUCGUGCCUAGCCUGAAACAAGCACCCUACUAGGACACUGGAGGAUUUAACUACUUGCCCAAGGACAAAGUAACUUGGGAUUUCUUGGUUUAACUUACCUGGCAAAAAGGAAGCAAAUUUUUUCAAAUGAAGUGUCCUUUUUAAAAUAGGUGUUGAAUAAAGUCAAAACCCCUAAAUCUUACUGCAGCUCUGUAAUACUGUCUUUUAAGAGCUGAAUUUUUUACAGUAAAUAUGGGAAAAUUGUAUUACCUUGCCCAAGAAAUGCACUAUCCUUGGCCUAGUCACUCUUUGAAAUUUUCUUUUAAAAAUCCUUUUUUUUUUUUCAUCAUUUUCUAUCUCAUGUGAAAGGGAUGAUUACCACUUCAUAUACUUAUUUUUAUAUCUCUCAGUAGCUCACGUGAUGAUAUCAGAGUUCAGCUAGGUAAAAGCAUACAGUAUUCUCAUACAGAGCUUCUGACCCAUUCAUGACUCACACACUCCUACAGGCUUGUCGUUAGUAAGUGCUCAUCAGCCCUUGUAAUUUUGUCUUUUAGAGCCUCCUAAAAAUCACACAUGAGAUCUGGUAUGUGCUUAGGUGGUGAAGCAGGGUAAAUGUCAGGCCAAUUGAUUUCAGCAUCAGAUUUUAUUAAUGGUGGAUGAUCAAUCUACAAAACAGCCUGUAAUGCUUGAAGGUGCAUGUCAUGAGCAUGAAAUCCUGCCAGGCAACAAUAAAUUAUAUGUAGAUGUAACUAA